UUUUCUGUUCUUCCUCACCACGUUCUAUCCCUUUCUAAUUUUCUUUCUCUGUUGAAAUCCCUAGAAAACGAACCUAGGGUUUUCGAAAACCCACUCUCAGAGAAUCAUGGACCCUGAGAUUGCGAAGACGCAGGAAGACAGGAAGAAGAUGGAGCAGGAACUCGCUUCCCUCACCUCCGUCACCUUCGACACCGAUCUCUAUGGCGCUAGCGACAGAGACGCAUACCACACUUCAAUCCCCGCCAACGACGACGACGACAAUCUCGACGCCAUCGACAACGAGGUCGCUCGCAAACUCGCUUCCUACACCGCCCCCAAAAGCCUCCUCAAGGACAUGCCCUCCGCCCCCGAAACCGACGCCGAUUUGGGUUUCCGCAAGUCGCAGAGGAUUAUUGAUCGGGAAGAUGAUUACCGUCAGAGGAGGCUCAACCGCAUCAUCUCCCCGGAGCGUCAUGAUCCCUUCGCCGCCGGUGAGAAGACGCCGGACCCCUCUGUUAGGACCUACGCUGAGAUCAUGCAGGAGGAGACGCUGAAGAGGAAGAAGGAGGAGACGCUGAAAUUGAUUGCUAACAAGAAGAAGGAGGAGGAAGAGGCUGCCAAAGCUGCACCUGCACCUCCUGCGGAUAAGGCGGAUAAGGAUAAGGCGGCGGCGGCGCAGAAGAGGAGGAAUAGGUGGGAUAUGUCUCAGGAAGAUGGGGCGGCGAAGAAGGCGAAAACCUCUGAUUGGGAGGACGAGACCACGCCUGGGCGGUGGGAUGCCACUCCGACGCCGGGGAGAGUGAUAGAUGCGACUCCAGGGAGGAGGAAUAGGUGGGAUGAGACUCCUACACCUGGUAGAUUGGUGGAUUCUGAUGCUACACCUGCUGGUGGUGCUACUCCUGGUGCUACCCCUGCUGGAAUGGCUUGGGAUGCUACCCCGAAGCUUGCUGGGAUGGCUACUCCAACUCCUAAGCGGCAAAGAUCAAGGUGGGAUGAAACACCUGCUACUAUGGGCAGUGCUACUCCUUUGCCUGGUGCCACUCCUGCUGCUGCUUACACUCCUGGUGUUACCCCUGUUGGUGGGAUUGAACUUGCUACCCCAACUCCGGGGCAAUUGCACGGUGGUGCCAUCACUCCGGAGCAGUACAAUCUUUUGAGGUGGGAGAGGGAUAUUGAAGAGAGGAAUCGUCCAUUGACUGAUGAAGAGCUUGAUGCUAUGUUUCCAAUGGAAGGGUAUAAGGUGCUGGACCCUCCUGCUUCCUAUGUGCCAAUCAGGACACCUGCGAGGAAGCUUCUUGCUACUCCAACUCCGUUGGGGACUCCUGGUUUUCAUAUCCCUGAGGAGAAUCCCCUGCAACGGUACGAUAUUCCGAAGGAAUUGCCUGGUGGUUUGCCGUUCAUGAAGCCUGAGGACUACCAGUAUUUUGGAUCACUGUUGAAUGAAGAUAAUGAAGAGGAGUUGUCACCGGAUGAGCAGAAAGAGCGGAAGAUUAUGAAGCUUCUUCUGAAAGUGAAGAAUGGGACACCUCCUCAGAGGAAAACUGCGUUGAGACAGCUUACUGAUAAGGCUCGUGAGUUUGGUGCUGGCCCAUUGUUUAACCGGAUUCUGCCGUUGCUCAUGCAGCCUACUCUGGAGGAUCAAGAGAGACAUCUUUUGGUCAAGGUAAUUGAUAGAGUUCUGUAUAAAUUGGAUGAAUUGGUUCGCCCUUAUGUGCAUAAGAUUCUUGUUGUGAUUGAACCCUUGUUGAUUGAUGAAGACUACUAUGCCCGUGUGGAGGGGAGGGAAAUCAUAUCUAAUCUUAGCAAAGCUGCUGGGCUGGCCACAAUGAUUGCUGCUAUGCGGCCUGACAUUGACAAUAUUGAUGAGUAUGUUAGGAACACUACUGCUAGAGCUUUCAGUGUUGUUGCUUCUGCUCUUGGUAUUCCUGCAUUGUUGCCUUUCCUGAAGGCUGUCUGUCAAAGUAAGAAAUCAUGGCAAGCUCGGCACACGGGGAUUAAAAUUGUGCAGCAGAUUGCCAUUUUGAUUGGUUGUGCUGUACUGCCCCAUCUGAGAUCUCUUGUGGAAAUUAUAGAACAUGGUUUGAAUGAUGAGAAUCAGAAGGUGAGAACAAUUACUGCGCUGUCUCUUGCUGCUCUUGCUGAGGCUGCUGCUCCUUAUGGCAUUGAAAGUUUUGACUCUGUGUUGAAGCCACUGUGGAAGGGUAUUAGGCAGCACCGUGGGAAGGUGCUGGCUGCGUUUUUGAAGGCAAUUGGGUUUAUUAUUCCAUUGAUGGAAGCCCUUUAUGCUAGUUACUAUACUAAGGAGGUCAUGCUUAUUUUGAUUCGUGAAUUCCAGUCACCUGAUGAAGAAAUGAAGAAAAUUGUCCUGAAAGUGGUGAAGCAGUGUGUGAGCACCGAGGGUGUGGAAGCUGAUUAUAUUAGAACUGAUAUUCUUCCUGAAUUUUUCAGGAACUUCUGGGUCAGGAGGAUGGCUUUGGAUAGAAGGAACUACAAGCAACUCGUGGAGACAACAGUAGAGAUAGCCAACAAAGUUGGUGUUGCUGAUAUUGUUGGAAGAAUUGUGGAAGAUCUUAAAGAUGAGAGUGAACCUUAUAGGCGUAUGGUUAUGGAAACUAUUGAGAAGGUGGUCACUAACUUGGGAUCAUCUGAUAUAGAUGCACGGUUGGAAGAGCUUUUGAUAGAUGGUAUUCUCUAUGCCUUCCAAGAGCAGACCAGUGAUGAUGCUAAUGUGAUGCUCAAUGGAUUUGGUGCAGUAGUGAACUCGCUUGGCCAGAGAGUGAAACCAUAUCUUCCACAGAUUUGUGGUACCAUCAAGUGGCGGUUAAACAACAAGAGUGCAAAGGUGAGACAGCAAGCUGCGGACCUCAUCUCAAGGAUUGCUGUUGUCAUGAAGCAGUGCCAUGAGGAACAGCUGAUGGGUCAUCUUGGUGUUGUCUUGUACGAGUAUUUAGGAGAAGAGUAUCCUGAAGUUUUAGGGUCAAUUCUGGGAGCUCUCAAAUCAAUUGUCAAUGUUAUUGGUAUGACGAAGAUGACUCCGCCUAUUAAGGAUUUGCUUCCCAGGUUAACUCCAAUUUUGAAGAAUAGGCAUGAGAAAGUCCAGGAGAACUGUAUUGACCUUGUGGGUAGGAUUGCCGAUCGUGGGGCUGAGUUCGUACCUGCAAGAGAAUGGAUGAGGAUCUGUUUUGAACUUCUUGAGAUGCUUAAGGCACAUAAGAAGGGAAUUCGUAGAGCGACGGUCAACACUUUUGGAUAUAUUGCGAAGGCCAUUGGACCACAAGAUGUCCUGGCAACUCUAUUGAACAAUCUAAAGGUGCAGGAGAGGCAGAACCGUGUCUGCACAACUGUGGCAAUUGCAAUAGUUGCGGAAACAUGUUCACCCUUCACAGUUUUGCCAGCAUUGAUGAAUGAGUAUCGUGUGCCAGAGCUUAAUGUGCAAAACGGUGUUCUCAAAUCCCUGUCUUUCCUCUUUGAGUACAUUGGUGAAAUGGGUAAGGACUACAUCUAUGCGGUGACUCCUCUGCUUGAGGAUGCUCUUAUGGACAGGGACUUGGUUCAUAGGCAGACAGCUGCUUCUGCCGUGAAGCACAUGGCACUGGGAGUGGCUGGUUUGGGUUGUGAAGACGCGCUGGUCCAUUUGCUGAACUAUGUCUGGCCAAACAUUUUUGAAACUUCUCCACAUGUGAUCAAUGCUGUGAUGGAAGCAAUUGAAGGGAUGAGGGUAGCUUUGGGUGCUGCUGUUGUUCUUAAUUACUGUCUCCAAGGGCUGUUCCACCCUGCUAGAAAAGUGAGGGAGGUGUACUGGAAGAUCUAUAACUCACUCUAUAUUGGAGCUCAGGAUGCUCUUGUAGCAGCAUACCCUGCCUUGGAGGAUGAGCACAGCAACGUAUACAGUAGACCAGAGUUGAUGAUGUUCAUCUAGAUUAUCACAGUUUAUGCGGUUGAAAACUAUUGUUAGACUUUUUACAUUUCUUAGAGGUGUCCAUAUCAGCUAUAUUGCAUGGUCUUUCAAACUUAUUUUAUGAGCUGUGAAACAUGCAUCCAGUGUGAAAUUUCAAAUCCUGUAAUGCAGUAUCCUUUGGUGGGCAGUGAAAUGAGGAAAGAACAACUUGUGUUGUUUGCAAUGUGAUAUUAAUAUUACUGUUACUGUGUGGUUGCUGAUUUUAGCCUCUAGGUUGUUUGAUCAAUAGGGUUCCCACUUCUCAGUUCUCACAUGUAUCUAUGAAAAAAAUGGUGAGAAUAGGUUGAAGGUUUGAAAUUUGUUAGCUGCCAAUGGGCAGAGUUUGGCAGAGUUUUGCUCUUAGAAAUACAAACUAGAAUUUUGAAAGAUAGACUGGAGUACAAACACACAUAAAAUCUCACCACUUUUAUUUUGAGUACUUGAGAAGCACAUUGUACUAGCAGUAGAGAAUCAACUUAUAUGUACUGAUUGUAAUGAAAAUAAGAUAUAGAUUACUUCAUUUUUAGUA
This is a messenger RNA of Lotus japonicus, 4445 nucleotides long. RefSeq lists its product as uncharacterized. Gene Ontology annotation, biological process: spliceosomal complex assembly. Gene Ontology annotation, molecular function: mRNA binding. The coding region runs from base 107 to 3898 and encodes 1263 amino acids. The transcript has 2 exons. Gene Ontology annotation, cellular component: U12-type spliceosomal complex; catalytic step 2 spliceosome; U2-type prespliceosome. Lineage: Eukaryota; Viridiplantae; Streptophyta; Magnoliopsida; Fabales; Fabaceae. The record is from RefSeq and is a predicted model, not a curated record.